Messenger RNA from Haemorhous mexicanus (house finch), 2744 nucleotides. RefSeq names its product GTP binding protein 8 (putative) (gene GTPBP8). The record is from RefSeq and is a predicted model, not a curated record. Gene Ontology annotation, molecular function: GTP binding. The transcript has 7 exons. Gene Ontology annotation, cellular component: mitochondrion. Lineage: Eukaryota; Metazoa; Chordata; Aves; Passeriformes; Fringillidae. Bases 36 to 842 code for a protein of 268 amino acids.
CCGGGGCGGGCCGCGUCCCUCUUGCAGCUGCUAGGAUGCUGCUGCCCCGGGGCUCGCCGCCGCUGGCUGCUCUGUCCCAUGUGCUGCGGCUGGAGCGGAGCCGCCGCACCGGGAUCGUGUUCCCGCUGCAGAAGCUGGAGCGGUACCUGGCGCCCGGCACCGACACGGCGCUAUUCCGCCUCUUCCAGCCCGGGCUGGCCGCCCUGCAGCGCGCCGAGGCGCUCUUCAGGUCCGACCGCGGGCACCCCAUCGACUACGUGAGCUCCGCCAUUCGCAUGGACCAUGCCCCGCCGCCGGCCCUGCCCGAGGUGUGCUUCAUCGGCCGAAGUAAUGUGGGGAAAUCAUCUUUAAUCCGGGCCUUGUUUUCACUGGCUCCAGAAGUGGAAGUUAGAGUGUCAAAAACUCCGGGCCACACCAAGAAGAUGAAUUUCUUCAAAGUAGGAAAGUACUUUACUCUGGUGGAUAUGCCAGGAUAUGGCUAUCGUGCCCCGCAGGACUUUGUUGAGAUGGUGGAGGCCUAUCUGCAGGAACGGCACAACUUGAAGAGGAUUUUUCUAUUAGUUGAUGGUGUAGUUGGACUCCAGAAAACAGAUCAUAUUGCAGUAGAGAUGCUGGAAGAGUUUAGGAUUCCUUAUGUGAUGGUGUUAACAAAAAUUGACCGAGCUUCCAGGGGAUUAUUGUUAAAGAAUGUACUGGAGAUCCAGGAGUUUGUAAAGGAGAGCACUCAGGGAUGCUUUCCUCAGCUGUUCCUGGUCAGUGCUGUGGAGUUCUCGGGGGUUCACUUGCUCAGGUGUUUUGUAGCCCAUGUUACUGGAAACCUGCCCACUGUAGAGGCCAGCUGAAAAGACCUGCUGAUCUGCUUGGCUCAUCAGGAACAAAAGCUAUUUUUUUUUCUUUAUUAGGUUCAUCAGUUCAGGAAGUUUGCAGUGUGAAUUAAUCCAUGUUAUUAUAAAACUGUUUCAGAAAACCUACAUGAUUGUGCUAAGGAGAAAAAAAGUAGGUAACCUCCAUAGAGAAGGGAACUUUUAAUACAGCAUUUCCUCUCCCUACUCUGAAAUGUUCAAUAAUCUACUACUCCAUGCCUAACCUCUGCUAUAUUUAGGAUACUAGAGACAGUCUAGUAAUAUCAUUAAUAAAGAGGCAUUUAAUCUAGGAAAGAAAAACUACAGCCCUAACAUUAGGCAAACUGUAUUGCCCAGUUGAACUCUACGAUACACAGAGAUUUACUUCUCUCAGCUGGGUUAGGGUUAGGAUAGCAGGGGCCAAAAACUGCAUCCUGUGCAUCCUUCCUGCUCUAAGGCCAUGCAGAGUGGAGAUAGCCAGCCUGUUAUCUGUGAAGGUAUGUUUGACGUCUUGUAUAUUUUACUUUUGUAACUCUUCUGUGUCCUGUGUUCAGUAGGUGCAGCAGGAUAGCAUGCCUUGCUUGCAGACAUUGAGUUGUCCCUGUUCCACAAGGAUGAAGGAAAGAACGCAUCUUUUAUGGGAACUGCUUUUCCAGGAGUGUUGGCUUGAAACAGAGUGGAAUAAAAGACUGACAUCUAGAGGAGCCCUGUCCUGCACACUGUCAUGAGUCAGUGCUGCAUCUACCUUCUGUUUUGAGGUCCAGCAUGAAUUUCUGCAGCUCCACGUGGAUGAAAUGCCAGAUCUGAGGCACACCAUCCAUGAUCUGUAUUGGCUCUACCCUGGCAGCUGAAGCACAACACUGAUGUGUCCUGUACACUUUAGGGGAACUGCUUCCCACAGCAGCUGUGUCUAAGAGCACUUGAAACUGUCCAGUUACAAGGCAGAACUGGACAAAAGGACAGCCAUCAAUAGCAGCACUCAUACAGGAGAACUUAGUCUGAAGCUAUGAAGUGCCUGUGUCAAACCCUGACACUCAGUUUUUGCCAUGUCUUAAUGUGGCCAAGUGUGGUUAUGUAGUUGUCAGAGUUACUUGGAUUAAGCAUUUAAAUCUCAAGAAAGGAAAGUUAUUUUCUAAACCACUCUGACAGUGCAAAAGAACUAGAAAUGCCACUUUCUUUCACUAUGCAAUUUCUUGUAACACACUAGACAUGAGACAAGAUCUGUUUUCAGCAUAUGUGUAGGAAGAGGAGCGUGUGAUGAAUGCAGUAAUUGUGGCUCUCUAGCUUCUUCAUCUUAGUGAUCAAACCUGUAAUUCUGUUAAUAUUUUAUCUCUAGUCCCAAAAUGCUGCGGGGCAAACCAGUCCAAGAGAUGCAUGAUCCUAGAAAUGGAGCAGUAGCUAUACAGAUGGUGAAAGUGAACACUUCAGGAAGGGCCUUUUUUUAGAAUCUUUAAACCAGGAUCUUCCAGAAACAUCAGUCUCAUCAAAGCUGUAAUUUUCAGGGCCCUUGACUGAAGAGCCUCUGAAAAUAACCUCAAUUAUGUAAAAAAGUGCAGUUCUGCUUUUAGUCCCUCCUCAGAACAAAACCCUUUAAAUUUCAUUACAACCCCUUACGGUGCUAGGAAGUCUUUUACUGACCACUUAAAUAUGUCCAGUUAAUCCAUUUGUACAAACAAACUGGAUGUGUGUGCAUGGAACAUUAGGUACCAUCUUCUGCUGAAGAACCAAUUUUACCUCUGGACACAUACUGGUUUUAUUCAGAAGUGCUUCAGAUACUAGAAUAACUCCUGCAUUUUGGUCAGACAUUUGCAAGAGCCAAUACUACAGUUUGAUUCUUGAGUGUGACAAUGCCCUUAUGACAAAACAGUAAAUAAAAUCAAGUUCUCUCCCUAAACAGUAAAA